ACACAGUUUGAGCGGCUGCUCUGCUGGUGGAUCGUCCCGCCUUCGCCAUGUGAUUUCCAUCACCGGACCGUCUUCCAUUCUGAGGAGGGCAGCAUCUGUGCAGGACCUCUGUCAGAGGGGGAUAACAAUCCAAGGCUGAUUAGAGAUGAAGGUCUGAGGAAAGACUGUUUUGAAGACAGUCAGGUCUUUUCAUAAAGUCUUGUCUGAGGGAAACAGCUGUAACAUCAAAGCAGGAAGGUGUCCUGGUUAGUGCGCCAGACUGAAUUUGACAGUGACACAAAAAAAAAAAGAAGUAUCAGGUGAUCAAAACCCAACAGAAAGAUCAGCACAGCAGAAGAAAAGUGCAUGAAGAAGCAGGGAAAAGGCGAGAGCACCACCAUCCGCCUCUCUUCCCCAACAGGGAGCAGCAGCGUGCAGGUCUACAAUGACUGCCAGAGGGUGGUUUACAAGAUGCACCCUGGGAACAGCUACACCGUGGAGAACGGGUCACACACCAUGACAGGCGGGCCGCACCCGGUCACUGGGAGAGACGGCAGAGGCAAAAUGCCAGAGGACAUCGUCUCCAACGGCCGCGGCCAGGGGGACUCGGUGUGGAUAAUCGACUCCUGCUCAGGGCCGGAGGACAACUCCACAGACCCACAUGAAAGCCUGACGGAGACGUCCACUUUGACCUUUGCAGACGCCCACACCAUUGACGGAUCAGGAGAGAGCCACAGCCUCCAGGGACUCGGGGUGGGGAUCGUUUACACCAAGGAGUUUGUGCUGAUCGACGACGACGACGACGGGGACAUGUCACUCAGAGAGAAAACGGUGACUGACAUGUCCGUCAUGGAUGGAAACGCUGCCGACCUGGUGUGCGGGAGGCUGCUGUCCGUCUCCAGCGGCUCGCUGUCCGAGUCUAAGCAGGAGUCUCCGGCCCCCGAGGCUCCUCCCCCUGAGGAGGCUGGCACCUCGGCCAAAGACCAGCGCUGCUGCCUCUGUACCAUUCUAUGACCCGGCAGGAGGCCUGGCCUUGAGGAGCAGGAAGGAAGCUCCCAGGUCUGACCCAGUCCCCGUGGAAACGUCUCAAUCAAAGCUACUGCCGUGCUCAGACCCCUCUGCUCCAGUGUGUUUGCGUCUCACACAGAUUUGCUCAGACUCAGAUUCCUGCUGUCAUUCAUUGUGUGUAACACUGUGACUGAGGAGCUCUCUACUCCUAAGAACAUGUUUUCUACUGGAUAUCUCGAUGAAGCAGAGUGCACAUUUAGAGGCAUGGUGGUGUUUCAUUUUGUUUUUUCAUGCAGGUUUUUCCUGUUUGAAUGUUCUGAGGGACUUCACUCAUGUACAGUGCCAUUUUCCCAAACAACGUGAAGCCACAUUCUCUAUAUCAGCUGCCAACAUCAAUAUUUUUCAUCUUCAUCGUGAGCUUCUCUUGAGUUUUGGUCUCAUUUUUCAUGUGAAUAUGAAACAUACGUGUCCUGACAGUGGUUCUUUCUGAAUGUGGUAUAUCACAGUAAUCGAGUUAGACUAUUCACAAAACGUCAAAACCAAAACCAUGUGGUAAAAAGUUCAGCUUUCUCUGCUUAAGGUGUAAGGCAUUUCUGUGAUGGUACAGGCUAAGAUCGCAUCAUUCCAGAUCAACAAAACCUCUAAUGUCUCUGCAGAGAUCGUUUACUAAAAACCUGGACUGUGCAGUUGCACAGUCUUGAAAAGUUUUGACUCCUUUUUAUAAGUGCAUGUUCUUGUAAGACUUUUUAUUUGAAUGAUUGACUGUGGAAACUUUAGAUGAGCUCUGGAAAGAUCUGGUGCUAAUGUCAAAUAAAGAAAGCAAGCUAUGAUAAACUAUAUGAACUUUAGCUUUUCUCCAUUUGUCUGGCCAUUUACUAUAAUAUUAGAUCCACAUGAUACUAUUAUCACCACUGCGACUGCUAAUUCUUUAUACAAUACUUUUUAUAUAAAAAAAAAAAAAAAAUCGACAAGGUGCUGAAACAACUCAAAAACGACAUCCACAGCAGAUGACCUCAGCCACAACAACAUGUACUAUAAUAAAGACAACAAUGCAAAAUGAUACGGAGUGCGUGAAAAUGUGGGGUUUGGUUAGUAAAUGUGAUGUAAGCAGAUGUUUGCUUUUCAAGUGUGAUUUGUUCUUAGAAGCGACUGCAAAAUGUUUGUACCAAUGUCAUUUUGUAUGCCACUCCCAGUUU
Messenger RNA from Myripristis murdjan (pinecone soldierfish), 2183 nucleotides. RefSeq names its product paralemmin-2. Lineage: Eukaryota; Metazoa; Chordata; Actinopteri; Holocentriformes; Holocentridae. The coding region runs from base 346 to 993 and encodes 215 amino acids. The record is from RefSeq and is a predicted model, not a curated record. The transcript is spliced from 4 exons.